CAUUUGAUAUUUUUUCCAAUGAAAAAAUUUAUCUUGAAUUUAAAUUUACAAACAACAAUAAAUUAUUAUAAAUUUCGCUUUGUGUUGCCGCUGGUGGUUGUUCUUGGUUUUGUUGCUGAUACAGAUUCAAUUAGUAGAUGCGUAUUUGUGUUUGCUUUGCAUUGAAGUAAAGUUUUUAAUUAUUGUGGGGAUUCAGAAAAUUGUGCAUUACGGCGUUAUUUUCAUGCCAUGUAGAACUGAAAUUGAAAUGAGUUCGAAAAUAUUCCGUGAACAAAGUUAUUCCGCCGUUUAUUGAAGUGAAAAACAAAAACUUAUGAAACUAAUUGGAACGCGCUGUAUUUGUGAUAAAAAUUAAUUUGCAAAACAAACAAAAGAUACGCCACAUAUCGGCACGAAUAUUUAUACAAACAUACGAGCUGAGUUGAAAAAGAAGAAGCACCCGUUGCAAAGGGUAUUGUCGUACGUUGGUUGUAGUGAAUACGCCAACCACUGCCCAGUCAAAGGCGAACAUAACAACAACUUCCCGAGGAGUGACUUGCUGCUCGUGAAACUCGUUUGUAGCGCAAGAGUUUGCAAAAAGCUGGUCACGCCGCACCAGUUUAACAUCGUUUCGUAAAGUUUCCGCGCCCGCGCUCGGAAUAGUAUAUGCUUGCAGUUAAACGAAACCAAACCAACGACAAAUGCGCGUGCGUGUUUCAGCAGCACAGGAAGUUAUUGCAGUGCAGUGUAUUUUGGCUGUAAUCGGCGCGCAUGCGCAAAUCAUAUAACACAAUAUUUGUAGUUUUCGCAUUGUGAGCGUGUCUGUGAAACAUAAAAGCUUUUCAGUUUUUGAAAAAUUGAAUGAAGUGCAAUAUUUGCUAUUGAAUUUUUAAAAAAUAGAGUUCCGAAAUCGCCAAAAUCAAAGAAAAGUUGGAAGUUUUCCAGUAAGCUAAAUAACAGCCUCUCCAUCGCCUCACUUUCGCUCUGGAUUACGCGCUUUCGUAGAAUGCCGUUGACGUGUCAGCACUACUGCUGUCGUAGUUGAGCAUAAAAUGCAAGGGUUUACGCUGGAGAGAUUAACGCCACUCCUGCUGCUGGUGCUGCACUUCUCCGGCUGCGCCGUUAAUUCGGCGUUGGCGGCGCGCAAUCCUCGACAGGGCGGCAGUAGUGGUGGUAACUAUAAAAAUGGUCGUGCUGAACGAUACCGCGGUUCACAGCAAGCGGCGAGAAAGCGCCACAAUGGUGGGGGUGGUAACGGCGGAGCGGGUGGUGUUAACGGUGCGUCAGUGCUGGCGCAAAAUCACGAGAACAAUCAUACGGAAUUCGUGAAGGGAAAAAUUUGCAUUGGUACCAAAUCUCGUUUGUCAGUGCCGUCGAAUCGCGAACAUCACUAUCGUAACUUACGUGAUCGCUACAACAACUGCACUUAUGUGGAUGGCAAUUUGGAGUUGACCUGGUUGCAAGAACCAGGUAUGGAUCUCAGCUUUUUGGAGAAUAUUCGCGAAGUGACCGGCUAUAUACUCAUAAGUCAUGUGGACAUACAAAAUGUUGUAUUCCCAAGACUACAGAUCAUCCGUGGCCGCACUUUAUUCAAUCUCAACGUUCAAGAACAACAGUUUGCUCUGUUCACUGCCUACUCCAAAAUGUUCACUCUCGAAAUGCCUGCACUCAGGGAUAUCCUUCAAGGGUCUGUGGGUUUCUUCAACAAUUUUAAUUUAUGUCACAUCAAAACAAUCGACUGGAAAGAGAUCAUAUCUGGUCCCGACGAUCAGUUCACCUAUGUCUACAAUUUCACACCCCCUGAACGUCAAUGCCCGAAAUGUCAUGACUCCUGUGAGCACGGCUGUUGGGGCGAAGGUCCGAACAACUGUCAAAAGUUCAGUAAAAUUAACUGCUCACCACAAUGUGCGCAAGGACGUUGCUUCGGUUCGCGUCCACGUGAGUGCUGCCAUCUUUUCUGCGCCGGCGGUUGCACUGGGCCGACUCAGCGCGAAUGUAUAGCCUGCAAGAAUUUCUACGAUGAUGGUGUUUGCAAGGAAGAGUGCCCGCCCAUGCAAAAAUACAAUCCAACAAAUUAUUUGUGGGAAGUAAACCCCGAGGGUAAAUAUGCUUAUGGCGCCACCUGCGUUAAGGAAUGUCCCGAGCAUUUGCUAAAGGAUAAUGGCGCUUGUGUGCGUAGUUGUCCUGCGGAAAAGAUGGCUAAAGAUGGUGAAUGUGUGCCGUGCAAUGGGCCGUGCCCGAAAACGUGCCCGGGCACGCCAGCACUGCAUUCGGGAAAUAUCGACACGUACAAGGGAUGUACAGUGAUUGAGGGUUCCAUACGUGUACUGGAUCAGACAUUUUUCGGCUAUCAACACAUUUACUCAAAUAACUCAUUCGGUCCACGUUUCAUUUCUAUGCACCCUGAUCGCUUAGAGGUGUUCUCCACAGUGAAGGAAAUCACAGGGUACUUGGAUAUUGAAGGCGCGCACCCGGCUUUUAAGAAUCUAUCGUAUUUUCGCAAUUUGGAGGUCAUACAUGGCCGUCAGCUAAUGGAGAGUUACUUUGCUUCCUUGUCGAUUGUGAGAUCUUCGCUGGAAAGUUUAGAGCUGCGCAGCCUGAGGCGCAUCAAUUCUGGUGCAGUUGUGAUACAGCAGAAUGAUAAUAUUUGCUUUGUGAGUGACAUCGACUGGCAGAAGGUGCAGAAGUCAGUAGAUCAUGGUGUGGUGAUCGCAAAGAAUCGCAACGAAAGCGAAUGCAAAUCAGAGGGUCUUGUUUGCUCGGACCAGUGCAAUAAGUCCGGCUGCUGGGGUAAAGGCACGGAUCAAUGUCUGGAAUGUAAGAAUUUUGCUUAUAAUGGCACUUGCAUCGCCGAUUGCCGCAAUAUAUCGAACGCCUAUCAAUUCGACAAUAAAACCUGUAAGGAAUGCCAUCCCGAGUGCCUCACCUGCUCUGGACCCGGCGCUGAUCACUGCGACGAAUGUGUACAUGUACGUGACGAGAAACGCUGCGUUACAGUUUGCCCAGACAACAAAUAUUCCGACUAUGGCACCUGUCGUCCUUGCCACGAGACUUGCGAGGGUUGUACUGGUCCUAGGGACACUAUCGGACCUGGAGGUUGCAAAACGUGUAAUCUCGCCAUCAUCAAUAGUGAUACCACCGUCGAACGUUGCUUGCUGAAGAACGACAAGUGUCCUGAUGGCUAUUACUGGGAAUAUGUAAAUCCACAAGAGCAAGGCAACUUGAAGCCUUUGGCUGGCAAAGCCAUCUGCCGAAAAUGUCAUCCACGUUGUGAGCUCUGCAAUGGGUACGGCUUUCAUGAACAAGUCUGCUCUAAGUGUACUGGCUACAAACGCGGCGAACAGUGUGAAGAUGAAUGCCCGCCCGACCAUUAUGCGGAUGAGACACGACGUGAAUGUUUCGAAUGCCACUCUGAGUGUAAGGGUUGUACAGGACCGAGCGCUGAGGAUUGCAUCGCUUGUCGCAGCUUUAAAGUUUUUGGCUUCGGCGAUCCCAACGAUAAUACGACAAUGUUUAACUGCACUUCUAAGUGCCCCACUGAGUAUCCGUAUGUAAUUUAUCAGUCAACCGAUAUUGGCACCUACUGCUCGGAAGUACCUGGCAAAGGCACCAAACUCACCGCCGGCGUAGACAGCUACAUAUUUAUUAUCGUGAUUUUUAUUGUUUUUGUGGCAAUGUUCUGUAUGGGUAUCGUUUGCUAUGUUUGUCGGCAGCGUACCAAAGCCGAAAAGGAGGCGGUGAAAAUGACGCGUGUACUAAGUGGCUGCGAGGAUGCCGAACCGCUGCGCCCCUCAAAUAUCUCACCCAAUCUUUCGAAAUUGCGAAUCGUAAAGGAUGCGGAGUUGCGCAAAGGUGGUGUACUCGGCAUGGGCGCAUUCGGUCGUGUGUUCAAAGGUGUUUGGGUGCCAGAGGGCGAGAACGUCAAAAUUCCGGUCGCCAUUAAAGAGUUGUUGAAGGCCGCAAGCGCCGAAUCGAGUGAAGAGUUUCUGCGCGAGGCAUACAUCAUGGCUUCGGUGGAGCAUCCAAAUCUACUGAAAUUGCUAGCAGUCUGUAUGACCUCACAAAUGUUGCUAAUAACACAACUUAUGCCCCUCGGAUGCCUACUCGACUAUGUGCGUAAUAAUCGCGAUAAAAUAGGUUCAAAGGCGCUAUUGAACUGGUCCACACAAAUUGCAAAAGGUAUGUCAUAUUUGGAGGAAAAAAGACUGGUACAUCGCGAUUUGGCAGCACGCAAUGUGCUUGUGCAAACGCCGUCCAUUGUGAAGAUCACCGAUUUUGGGUUGGCGAAACUACUUAGCAGUGACUCUAAUGAAUAUAAGGCGGCUGGCGGUAAAAUGCCUAUAAAGUGGCUGGCAUUGGAAUGCAUAAGACAUCGUGUCUUUACUAGCAAGUCGGACGUGUGGGCGUUUGGCGUAACCAUUUGGGAGCUGUUGACUUUCGGUCAACGCCCACAUGAAAAUAUACCCGCCAAAGAUAUACCCGAUCUCAUUGAAGUUGGACUAAAAUUGGAGCAGCCCGCAAUCUGCUCGCUAGAUAUCUAUUGUACGCUGUUAUCCUGCUGGCACUUGGAUGCUGAAAUGCGUCCGUCAUUUAAGCAGUUGGUGAAUGUUUUCUCCGAGUUUGCUCGCGACCCUGGUAGGUAUUUGGUCAUACCAGGUGAUAAAUUUACACGCUUACCCGCCUAUACGAGUCAAGACGAAAAGGAUCUCAUCCGAAAGUUGGCACCCACCACAGAGGGACCAGAAACUAUGGUUGAGGCAGAGAAUUACACACAUCCGAAGGUAGUGCCGCGACCCAUUAGAGUUGAAGACACCGAUGAGGUCCCUACACUGAAUCGCUAUUGCAAAGAUCCAAUGAAUAAGAAUUCAUCAUCUGGUGGCGACGACGAGACUGACUCGAAUGCUCGUGAGGUUGGUGUCGGCAACUUGCGACUCGACCUACCUGUCGACGAAGAUGACUACCUUAUGCCCACCACCUGCCAGACUACUGGACCGAAAGGUGCCACCGGUAGUAACAACAACACCAUCAAGGCGAAUGGUCACCCCAACGGCGGUGUGGGUAUUGGCGCCGGUGGUUACAUGGAUCUAAUCGGCGUACCGGCAAGCGUCGACAAUCCAGAAUAUUUGCUCAAUGCUCAAGCACUGAGCGUCGAUGAUGCACCAAUACCAACGCAAACGAUUGGUAUACCAGUGAUGACGAAUCGUAAUAGCAGCGGAGCCACAGUGUUGCCAAGUGGCAACGGCAGCGUCUUAAGCGCCGGCCACCACCACCCCCAUCAUGCGCCAACAACAGCGGCGGCAGUUGCGGCGGCGGCAAACACAAUAGCUGCACUCACGGCAAUGCACGACAUGAAUGUGGCAGCCAUGGCAGCGGCUAAUGGAGGCUCGGAGCCGACCAGCUCAGACCAUGAGUACUACAAUGACACACAGCGUGAAUUGCAGCCGUUGCAUCGCAGCGAAACUCGCGUCUAGCAAAUAGUGCGGCCAACGGUCGUCGGUGUGGUGCACGAAAGAUGUAGCCAAAGCAAAUGCGGCACGCAAACAAAAGAAGGAGUGGAUGAUGUCGAGAACGAUGAAGGUAGCGAGAAGCAGAAGACGACUGCAACACUGCCUACGUGAACUUAACUUGCCACAAGAACUUGCUACGUGCCUCAUUCACAUACAUACCAUGUAACUAUGUAACUGUAAAUAAUUUUUAGUAAGACACAGCAAAUGCAGCGAAAUCGAAAAUCGAACGCAGCUAAGCGGGACACACGAAACACGAAGCAAAACAAACAAACAAAGAAACAGACAAAUUGAAACAACACUAUAUGCCACUUAAGGUCACGUACAAAGCACGCCGCUGGAGACAGAAAUUGAGUUUCAACUCCACGGCAAAAGCAACGUAUGGACUUAGCCCAAAAAACACCCAUUUUUAGCAUUAGGGAUUUAGAAUAUAACUGUAUAUAAUGAGAAGUUAAAAGUAGUGCGUAAAUUGUUGUUGUAUACUGUAGUACUUACCAGUUAGAAUGUUUAGAGAGCUGAAGAGAGCGUAAAAAAGCGUAAUUAGUUAAUAGAAAUGGGGGUGAAAACUUGUAAAUCCUUAGUAGGAAUACACCAUUAGUGCAUUUGACUUGAACGAAGGUCAGGACAGUGGCGGUUAACAAUUGUGUACGCCACGACUGUACAGAAAUGAGAGAAAACCGCAACCUGAUCUUCAAGCAAAUUAGUUAUUAGCGUUAACUGUAAGAAAUUUAGUGACUAAGGUUUCGAUAACUUUAAAAUUUUAACUUUUUAGUUGUAAACUUGAUUUGUUAAUUACGAACUGUGAUAACGUAAAUGUAAGUACGAAUACGAAAAAAAAACAAAAACAAAAAAAAAAAUAUUCAAAAAAAUGCAACAAAAAUGUAAAGCAAUGAACAAAAUGAACAAAAACUAAACAAAACUGAAAACAUAAAAAAUUACAAAAGUAAAAAUUACUAAUAAGCAUUUGCAUUCAAUAAUAAUUACAAUAAUUAUGCGAUACUUCGAAAAUUGUAAAAAUUACGAAAUUGAAACAAAAAGCAAAUAACAAAAAACAAAAAAUGUUCAUGUUCGGCAUUCAAUAGUGAGUUUUGUAAAACGCGUGUCUAAAAAUUGAUGGUUAAUGAAAAUUUUUUUUUGUAAAUUUUUAUUUUUGUGUCAUUAGGCCUUCAGUUUUUUCAUUUUUAUUAUUAUUUUUUUAUUUAAUAUUUUUUGUUUUUAAUUUUGUUUUACUUUUGUAACAAUCAAGACACGUGCCACGCUUAAUAACUACUUUAAGAUAGAACAAAAAAAAA
Molecule: messenger RNA, 6775 nt
Organism: Anastrepha obliqua
Lineage: Eukaryota; Metazoa; Arthropoda; Insecta; Diptera; Tephritidae
Gene: Egfr
Product: epidermal growth factor receptor
Exons: 6
Coding region: 1032-5450 (1472 amino acids)
Biological process (GO): positive regulation of cell population proliferation; cell surface receptor protein tyrosine kinase signaling pathway; multicellular organism development
Cellular component (GO): basal plasma membrane; signaling receptor complex
Molecular function (GO): transmembrane receptor protein tyrosine kinase activity; ATP binding
Source: RefSeq, a predicted model, not a curated record